Messenger RNA from Lodderomyces orthopsilosis Co 90-125, 738 nucleotides. RefSeq names its product DNA replication protein (gene PSF1). Gene Ontology annotation, biological process: DNA replication; DNA strand elongation involved in mitotic DNA replication. The record is from RefSeq and is a predicted model, not a curated record. Lineage: Eukaryota; Fungi; Ascomycota; Pichiomycetes; Serinales; Debaryomycetaceae. Bases 1 to 738 code for a protein of 245 amino acids. Gene Ontology annotation, cellular component: GINS complex. The transcript has a single exon.
AUGUAUGGAGACCAGGCCAAUAAGUUAGUAGCGGAUGCAAAGAGAUUCUCCAACUUACCCAGCAUUCCGAUCUACCAAGCUGACCUGGUUAAGGACAUAGUCAAGGAGAUCAACGAUUUGAAUCGAGAUGCUGAAUAUUUAUCAACAAUCAGUGACAACCUCAAGGAAAAUGAAGCAGAGGGCAACUCUACCCAGCAGGAGGAAGAUUACAGGAUUAACCAGUGUCAGACAUUUGUAACACACUUAUCUAUGAGAAGGAAUAAGCGAUGCUUGUUAGCAUAUGAAAAGUUACGAAGUGACAAGCUUAUAGAAUUUGCAUGGUUGAACAUUGAUCCAGCAGAGUCAAUAAAUCAAUCAGCAUCAUCAUCAACUGAUACAGCAGCGACUGCAGGAGCACCGUCUUUGCCAAAUAGUAAAACGCUUCUUCCACAACCAAAAACAAUUCCCAAUUACACUACACAAUUAGACUUGAACAAUUUAAAUCAUUUCGAGCAGGAUUUUUACAAGAAUUAUCAAAAUCUAAUAACAAACUAUAAACUGAAGUUUGGUGAAUAUUUAGACUUGACGGGUGAUCUACAACCGCCAACAGAUAUUUUCAUCGAUGUGAGAUGUUUGAAAGAUGGUGGAGAUGUCACAACUGAAUAUGGUUCGUUCAACUUGAUAAAAGACUCUCAAUUUUAUGUCAGGAAAAGUGACGUUGAAAGAUUGAUUCAGCAGGGAUAUUUAGAAGAAAUAUAA